UGUGAGUGGGGAGCGGGAGGGGCGCGCGGGAAGCGCCGCCCGCCGCCGCGCGCGCUCCGAGCAGGCGCCCGCGCGAGUCUGCCGGCUCCGCCACCGCCGGCCCCGGGAGGCUGCGCGAGGAGGAGCAGGGGGAAGGACGGCGGGCAGGGACGGCCGCUGCCGCUCCGCGCUGCCCAUGCCAGCGGGAAUAUGCGGCGCCUCCUGGCCUUCUGCACGGGCUUGCUGGGCGCCGUCGUGGGGGCCAAUUUCCCCAACAACAUCCAGAUCGGGGGCCUCUUUCCCAGCCAGCAGUCCCAGGAACAUGCGGCCUUCAGGUUCGCGCUCUCGCAGCUCUCCGAGCCCCCCAAGCUGCUGCCCCAGAUCGACAUCGUGAACAUCAGCGACAGCUUCGAGAUGACCUACAGAUUCUGCUCGCAGUUCUCCAAGGGCGUGUACGCCAUCUUCGGCUUCUACGAGCGCAGGACGGUGAACAUGCUGACGUCCUUCUGUGGGGCGCUGCACGUGUGCUUCAUCACGCCCAGCUUCCCCGUGGACACGUCCAACCAGUUCGUGCUGCAGCUGCGCCCGGAGCUGCACGGGGCCCUCAUCAGCACCCUGGACCACUACAAGUGGCAGAAGUUCGUCUACAUCUACGACGCCGACCGAGGCCUCUCAGUCCUGCAGAAGGUCCUGGACACGGCUGCUGAGAAGAACUGGCAGGUGACGGCCGUGAACGUCCUGACGACCACGGAGGAGGGCUACCGGACGCUCUUCCAGGACCUGGAGAAGAAGAAGGAGCGGCUGGUGGUGGUGGACUGCGAGUCCGAGCGCCUCAGCGCCAUCCUGGGCCAGAUCGUGAAGAUGGAGAAGAAUGGCAUCGGCUACCACUACAUCCUCGCCAACCUGGGCUUCAUGGACAUGGACUUGAGCAGGUUCAAGGAGAGCGGGGCCAACGUGACGGGCUUCCAGCUGGUCAACUACACGGACACGGUGCCCGCCCGCAUCAUGCAGCAGUGGAAGAGCAGCGACGCCCGUGACCACACGCGUGUGGACUGGAAGAGGCCCAAGUACACGUCUGCGCUGACCUACGACGGGGUGAAGGUGAUGGCCGAGGCCUUCCAGAGCCUGCGCCGGCAGCGGAUAGACAUCUCCCGGAGGGGCAACGCGGGGGACUGCCUGGCCAACCCCGCCGUGCCCUGGGGCCAGGGCAUUGACAUCCAGAGGGCGCUGCAGCAGGUGCGGUUCGAGGGGCUGACGGGAAACGUGCAGUUCAACGAGAAGGGCCGGCGCACCAACUACACACUGCACGUCAUCGAGAUGCGGCACGAUGGCGUCCGGAAGAUCGGCUACUGGAACGAGGACGACAAGUUCGUCCCUGCAGCCACCGACGCCCAGGCUGGCGGGGACAACUCGAGCGUACAGAACAGGACGUACAUCGUGACCACCAUCCUAGAGGACCCGUAUGUCAUGCUCAAGAAGAACGCCAACCAGUUCGAGGGCAAUGACCGGUACGAGGGCUACUGCGUGGAGCUGGCGGCCGAGAUCGCCAAGCAUGUGGGCUACUCCUACCGGCUGGAGAUCGUCAGCGACGGCAAGUACGGCGCCCGAGACCCGGACACCAAGGCCUGGAACGGCAUGGUGGGCGAGCUGGUGUAUGGGCGGGCAGACGUGGCGGUGGCCCCGCUGACCAUCACGCUGGUGCGCGAGGAGGUGAUCGACUUCUCCAAGCCCUUCAUGAGCCUGGGCAUCUCCAUCAUGAUCAAGAAGCCGCAGAAGUCCAAGCCGGGCGUCUUCUCCUUCCUGGACCCGCUGGCCUACGAGAUCUGGAUGUGCAUCGUCUUCGCGUACAUCGGCGUGAGUGUGGUCCUCUUCCUGGUCAGCCGCUUCAGCCCCUACGAGUGGCACAACGAGGAGCUGGAGGAGGGCCGGGAGCCGGCGGCCGGCGACCAAUCCAACGAGUUCGGGAUCUUCAACAGCCUGUGGUUCUCGCUGGGCGCCUUCAUGCAGCAGGGCUGCGACAUCUCCCCCAGGUCCCUGUCCGGCCGCAUCGUGGGCGGCGUCUGGUGGUUCUUCACGCUCAUCAUCAUCAGCUCGUACACGGCCAACCUGGCGGCCUUCCUGACCGUGGAGCGGAUGGUGUCCCCCAUCGAGAGCGCCGAGGACCUGGCCAAGCAGACGGAGAUCGCCUACGGCACGCUGGAGGCCGGCUCCACCAAGGAGUUCUUCCGGAGGUCCAAGAUCGCCGUGUUCGAGAAGAUGUGGACGUACAUGAAGUCGGCCGAGCCGUCCGUGUUCGUGCGCACCACGGAGGAGGGCAUGAUCCGGGUGCGCAAGUCCAAGGGCAAGUACGCGUACCUGCUGGAGUCCACCAUGAACGAGUACAUCGAGCAGCGCCGGCCCUGCGACACCAUGAAGGUGGGCGGCAACCUGGACUCCAAGGGCUACGGCAUCGCCACGCCCAAGGGCUCGGCCCUCAGAGGCCCCGUAAACCUAGCGGUUUUGAAACUGAGUGAGCAAGGCGUCUUAGACAAGCUGAAAAGCAAAUGGUGGUACGAUAAAGGGGAGUGUGGAAGCAAGGACUCCGGAAGUAAGGACAAGACGAGCGCCCUGAGCCUCAGCAACGUGGCCGGCGUCUUCUACAUCCUCAUCGGCGGCCUGGGCCUGGCCAUGCUGGUCGCCCUGGUGGAGUUCUGCUACAAGUCCCGCAGCGAGUCCAAGCGCAUGAAGGGUUUCUGCUUGAUCCCGCAGCAGCCCCUCAGCGAAGCCAUACGGACGUCCACGCUCCCGCGGAACAGCGGCUCGGGGGCCGGCGGCGGCAGCGGCGAGAACGGGCGUGUGGGCAGCCACGACUUCCCCAAGUCCGUGCCCUGCAUGAGCCACACCUCAGGGAUGCCCUUGGGCGCCACGGGGCUGUAGCCGAGCCCCACACCCGCCAGUGCCAAACAGCGACCACCCACGAGGGAGCCGCCCGCGACCUGCGGGGCCCGCGCGGGGCGGGCAGCGCCGACCCCCAGCCUGGCCGCGCGUCUCUCCCCUCCGCGCCCGGCCCCGCCCCUCCGCGCCCCGCCCACCCUCCCGGCCCUCCAGGCCCUGGGGGACCCGCACGCCCCCGCAAGGGUCUGGCCAGCGGCUCUCGCCCGGGCCGGGGUUUUGUGUCCAUGGGGAGGGGUCAUGGGAGCGAGGGGCCACAGCCCAUCACAGGCACGGCCGGGGCCCACCCCUGGCCCCAGGCCCCCAGAGGGCUGCAGUGACCAAGGGCAGGGAGCCCGCCUCCCCCGCAGCCACGCCCCUCGUGCUGGGCCCUGCUUUCACUGAGAACGGCCUCCAGCCUGACCCGCGGUGGCCCGCAGCAGUGGACGCACGCAGAGGGGCCGCCUGCCGGCCUUAGCGCUGGAUGUGGCCACCACCCAUCACGCCCUCCCCCCAUCCUCCUCCGGCCCUGCUCUCCUCCCCCUCCCUCCCCUUCCUCCCCACCUCUCUCCCCCUCCCCCACCUCGCCUCCCCUGGGCCUUAGCUGAGAACCAUCCCCCUCACCCGUCCCAGGCCAGAGCCCAGACCCUCACAGCGGGCCGGGCAGGGACCCCAGGCGGCCUGUGGGGCCACCGUCCCCCCUGCCCGCCCAGCCCUCCCCAGCGGCCAGGGCUGCCCGCCCCCCGCAACCCACCCUCCCGGCUGCCAGCCACGCGGCCCGGCCAGACGCCCAGCCUGGGGAGGGUCUGGCACACGCGAACGAGCUGACUUGUAUUAUGUAUUUUUACUACACUUUUCUUAAAUGCUGAGCGGGGCGACGGCCACUCGCUCCCGGUACCCGAGUCUUUUCUCUGGCCCCUCACUUGGUCCGACUCUCGGCUCAUGUGUGAAAGCAGUUUGCUUGAUCAAACACUAAAUAUAUUUUCGGUUCCCGUUCCUCUUUCAGAUAGCCAGCUGUUUAUUUUUUUUUCCUUUUGGUAUUUGCAUAAAACAAAAAUGUCACCGAGAAUUAAAUCACUGUGGGUCCAUA
Sorex araneus (European shrew) is the source of this 3979-nucleotide messenger RNA. It is a transcript of the gene GRIA1, whose product is annotated as glutamate ionotropic receptor AMPA type subunit 1. The record is from RefSeq and is a predicted model, not a curated record. Gene Ontology annotation, biological process: monoatomic ion transport; modulation of chemical synaptic transmission; synaptic transmission, glutamatergic. Lineage: Eukaryota; Metazoa; Chordata; Mammalia; Eulipotyphla; Soricidae. Gene Ontology annotation, cellular component: plasma membrane; postsynaptic membrane; AMPA glutamate receptor complex. Bases 190 to 2895 code for a protein of 901 amino acids. The transcript has 16 exons. Gene Ontology annotation, molecular function: AMPA glutamate receptor activity; transmitter-gated monoatomic ion channel activity involved in regulation of postsynaptic membrane potential.